AUGCCCCCCUCACAACCCCUAACCCUCAUCGUGGCCACGACCCCAAUCCGCACAAGCGAAAACCUCCCCACCCGCCUCGGCAUCGGCCUGCACGGCACCCUCCCCUGGCCGCGCAUAAAAGCAGACAUGGCGUUCUUCGCGCGCGCGACAUCGCGGCCCCCUCGCCCCGGAACCACAAACGCGAUCAUCAUGGGCCGCAAGACCUACGACUCGCUGCCUCAGAACCUCCGCCCGCUCGCGAAGCGCAUCAAUGUUGUGAUUACGAGGGAUAGUACUGGUUCUGUGCGGGAACGGAUAAUGAGGGAGUUGGAGGCGAAGAGGGCGAAGGCUGCUGCUGCUGAGCAGGCUCAGGCGCAAGCUCAGAAACAAGAGCAGGCGCAGGCGCAGACAGAUGCUCUCGUGAGUACAGGGCUGGAGGACGCGCUGGCGAGUUUGGAGGGUGGCUACGGGGCGGAGGGGAGACUGGGGAAUGUAUUUGUGAUUGGUGGGGCGGAGAUAUAUGCUUCUGCGUUGCGGAUGAGCGAGACACAACCGCUGCGGAUUGUGAUGACGAAUGUGGAGAGGGUGGAUGGGACGGAGUUUGAGUGUGAUACUUUCUUCCCAGUAGAUAAGGAGCUUGCGGCUGGGGGGAAGUGGAGGAUGGCGAGCGAGGAGGAGGUGUCCGGGUGGGUGGGCGAGGAAGUCUCGUCGAAAUGGAGGGAGGAGGGCGAUGUGCGGAUCCAGAUGGUGGGUUAUGAACGGAUAUUGUAG
Molecule: messenger RNA, 750 nt
Organism: Aspergillus fischeri NRRL 181
Lineage: Eukaryota; Fungi; Ascomycota; Eurotiomycetes; Eurotiales; Aspergillaceae
Product: dihydrofolate reductase
Exons: 1
Coding region: 1-750 (249 amino acids)
Biological process (GO): folic acid metabolic process; glycine biosynthetic process; tetrahydrofolate biosynthetic process
Cellular component (GO): mitochondrion
Molecular function (GO): NADP binding; dihydrofolate reductase activity
Source: RefSeq, a predicted model, not a curated record